Funneliformis geosporum is the source of this 1151-nucleotide messenger RNA. The record is from the annotation of a GenBank genome assembly. Lineage: Eukaryota; Fungi; Glomeromycota; Glomeromycetes; Glomerales; Glomeraceae.
GAGAAACAAACUUUCCCGGUUUAGCCGAGAAAAUUACGCAAGGAAUUAGAGAAACACCUAUUCAAUAUACACCAGAAGAUUAUGUAAAACUUUAUACAGAGUGUUGGAAUAAUGAACCAGAUCAUCGCCCAGAUAUGAAAAAAUUAGUAAAAGCAUUCCUUUCAAGAGUUGAGAUGAAAGAAAAUGACCAAAUGUCAAAUAAUAUUUAUUUACUUGGAUAUUUUAAUCAUACUGGAAUUGGAACAAAUUGUGAUAAAAAAGAAGCUUUUGAUUUAUUUUUUAAGGCAUCAAAUCAAAACAAUAUACUAGGACAUACUUAUGUUGGAAUAUAUUACCUAUAUGAAAAUGAGACUAUUCCGAUAAACGGUAAACUUACCUUUAAAUAUUUUAAAAAGGUGGCAGACAAAGGAUUAACAUGGGGACAUUCAGUAAUUGGAUAUUUAUAUAAACAUGGUAUAGGAGUUGAACGUAAUUUUAAGGUUGCUGUUUAUUGGUUUGAAAAGGCCUCAGAGCAAGGAAAUUUAUCAGCCACGAAUUAUCUCGGUGAUUGUUAUAAAUUCGAACAUGGCGUUCAACAAGAUAAAAACAAAGCAUUCGAAUUAUAUAAAAAAUCAGCGGAAGGAGGUCAUCAGUAUGGAAUAGCAAAUUUAGGAUAUUGUUAUCAGGAAGGAAUUGGCACUGAAGUUGAUUUAGUAAAAGCGCUUGAAUGUUACGAAAGAGCUGCAAAUGAUGAUUGUGCAUCUGCAAUGGACAAACUAGGACACUUGUAUAUUGAGGGACUUGGCGUCGAGAAAGACCAUGAUAAGGCAUUUGAUUACUUUCAAAGGUCGGCCAAUAAAAAUUAUGCGUGCGCUCUAACAAAUUUAGGUGAAUGUUAUCGCAAAGGGUACGGAACCGCUGAAGAUAUGCAAAAGGCAUUUGAAUAUUUUGAAAAGGGCGCCAAAUUAAAUGACUGGAAAGCUCAAUAUAAGCUAGGCGAACUUUAUGGUAAUGAGGAAGGGACUGACUUUGACUUGGAUAAAGCAAUAAAAUGGUAUAUAAAAAACGUUCAACAUGAAGAAAAACUAGGAGAAGGUUAUAAUGGUCAAAAUAGAUUAGAGUACCUUAUAAGGUACAAACUUAGAGGUGAAAUUUUUGAUGAUGAAGACUAA